AUGUGGAACGACGAGGACAAUAAUCCCUACGGGGCGUUUGAUCAGCAUGAAUCCCAUCUGUCGGACUCGUUGCAUUCCGCCGCGCUCUCCCCUCCGAUUUAUGAGCACGAUUCGACCCCGCCCUCCAGCCGAGAUUCGAACCUGGACCCUCCAGACUACAUUUCUCACCCGGAGGAUCUAAGUGAUCCCGAAGAAGCCGACUAUGGUGCGGCAAGCGAACAAUACCCGCGGAAGAGUGUUUACGACAGCCGGAUUGAGCAGAUCCUCUACGAAAACCCCGAAAUGCCAAUCAUAAUUACCGACGCUGGCAAGAAUCACGAAGGCGGAGGUAGCUUCAUUGUUUAUACUAUCCGAACCGCGGACCUGGAAGUGCGCCGGCGAUACUCGGAGUUUGCAUCGCUACGACAGACCCUCGUGAAUUUGCAUCCAACCCUUAUUGUGCCGCCGAUUCCUGAGAAACACAGUAUGGCCGAUUAUGCUGCCAAGCCUACCAAAGCCAAAGAAGAUACAGCUAUCAUUGAGCUGCGGAAACGCAUGUUAGGCGUGUUUUUAAAUCGAUGUCGCCGCAUGAAGGAGGUUAGGGAGGAUGGAGUGUGGUGGCGAUUCUUGGAUCCAAACGUCAGCUGGAGUGAGGUCUUAAGCUCCCACCCCGCAUCGUCCGUCCCCAAGAAUAAUCUCAAAGCGCCCCCUCUUGAUCCCGCAAAUCCAACCCAAGCGCACAGUUGGCUCCCAGUUCCGUCAUCGUCUGCAAAACUCAAGUCCGGUGGAGCUUCAGGAGCUUCAGGAUCCCCUACGUCUCCGGGAGACAACACAGAAGGCCCCCCUCCGCAGAUUCCAGGUCCAGAUAUUCUUGGACGCUUUCCCCCAGAAACACGGAAAUUGAGUGAACAGGAGUUGGAUCCAUACUUUGUGAAUUUUGAAGCUUCAACGCGCGAGCUAGAGCUACUCUUGCAAGGGAAUAUCGAAAGGGUGAACCGUCGAACCCUGUCCCAUUUGUCUACAUUAUCUGCCGACCUGAUGGAACUUGGCGCUCGUUAUAACGGAUUCUCUCUUUCUGAACAAUCACCGACAGUUGCUGCCGCAAUUGAACGUAUUGGCCAAGCAGCAGAUACUUCUUACAUUGAGACGGAAGAAUUGUCUACUGCACUGAGUGCAAGUUUUGCUGAGCCGAUGCGGGAGAGUGCACAAUUUGCCAGCGUUGUGCGGAGUGUAUUACGAUACCGAGUUCUGAAGCGAGUCCAAGAGGACAUGACUCGGGAUGAGCUGGCCAAGAAGAAGACUUUGUUGGAUUCCCUCGAACGUAGCGAGCUGGAGGCGAAACGAAUCGAGCAGUACCUUAACCGCACAGAUUCUUCAUCCCGCACCAAACCACAUCGCUCCUUGUCCACCUCUUCUGCUGUUAGCAGUGAAGGCGACAACGUGACAACUGCAUCUACUGAUUCCGAGUUUCCACCUACCCAUGGUGAGUCGGUUGGCUCUCCCUCCGCAUCCCAGACCGGGAAUAUUAGGAAGCCUGAUCCUUCGCCAUCUUCCUCUCCAGCGCAUCGGAAGUCCUCAAGUGGGACGUUUGUCGCAAACAAAAUCUUCGGUCGCAUCAGUCAUGCCAUUCAUGGGUUUGCAGAUGUAGAUCCUGAACGAACUCGACGGGAUCAGAUCGGAAAGACCAAGGAGAGUCUCAUUCAGUUGGAGCAAGCUUUGGAGGUAUCAGAGAAAGAUGUGAAAGACGCUAGUGCAGGCGUAAUGCAGGAUCUGCGACGCUUCCAGAAAGACAAAGAAGGCGAUCUUCGGCGUUACAUGGUCGCAUAUGCACGCUGCCACUUGGAUUGGGCUCGAAAGAACCUCGAGACUUGGACAGAAGCUAAUGAUGAAGUCAAUAAGAUCGUUGCGCGAUAG
Molecule: messenger RNA, 1893 nt
Organism: Penicillium verhagenii
Lineage: Eukaryota; Fungi; Ascomycota; Eurotiomycetes; Eurotiales; Aspergillaceae
Product: PX and BAR domain-containing protein
Exons: 6
Coding region: 1-1893 (630 amino acids)
Biological process (GO): retrograde transport, endosome to Golgi
Molecular function (GO): phosphatidylinositol binding
Source: RefSeq, a predicted model, not a curated record